This is a messenger RNA of Bombyx mori (domestic silkworm), 6481 nucleotides long. RefSeq names its product fatty acid synthase. Gene Ontology annotation, biological process: fatty acid biosynthetic process. Lineage: Eukaryota; Metazoa; Arthropoda; Insecta; Lepidoptera; Bombycidae. The record is from RefSeq and is a predicted model, not a curated record. The coding region runs from base 85 to 6276 and encodes 2063 amino acids. The transcript is spliced from 38 exons. Gene Ontology annotation, molecular function: oxidoreductase activity; fatty acid synthase activity.
UGAAUAUUAUUGAUUUAAUGUCUACCCACUGCUGAAGUUUUAAGUAUUGAGAGAAGGGCUCUGACGAAUAUAAAAGGUAAAGAUAUGGCUUCAGUAGUGAAUGCUACCGUUCACGGUGAGAUGAAAUGUUCAUCAAAACGUGAGCGGAUUGUUAUCUCAGGAAUGUCUGGCUUAUUCCCUGAGGCGCAUUCCGUCCGAGAGUUUGCUGAUGUUUUGUAUGGCAAGAUCAAUCCUGUAAUAACAGAGAAUAAUCGGUGGAUUCAUACGCCACGAGAUAUUGGCCCGUACACGGGAAAAGCGCCGGAACUACAAUAUUUCGAUGCCCAAUUCUUCAUGGUUCACCAAAAAUUGGGAGAAAAAAUGGAUACUAUGUCUAGGAAAUUGUUGGAGCAAUCUUACCAAGCUGUUUACGAUUCAGGUAUCAGUUGUCAUAGCUUAAGUGGCAAAAAUGUCGGAGUAUACAUAGGUAGUUCCUUUUCUGAAACCGAAACUACUGGAUUUUUUGAUACAUCUUCUAGCAGAGGUUUUGGAAUAAUGGGAUGCAGCAAAACAAUGUUUGCGAAUCGCAUUUCUUAUUGGUUAAAUGUGAAAGGUCCGUCGAUGGCCGUAGACCAAGCUUGCUGUAGUUCAUUAACUGCUCUAGACCUGGCAUUUGCUGCCAUCAACAGAGGUGAAUGUGAAGCUGCUAUUGUUGGAGGAUGUAAUUUGUGCAUGCUUCCUGCAACGUCCGUUCAUUACAGCAGAAUUAACUCAGUAGCCAAAGAUGGAAGAACUAAAUCGUUUGAUCAAGAUGCCAACGGAUGUGUUUUAUCUGAUGCUAUCAAUGUUAUUUUCUUACAAAAAGCAAGUGAUGCGUUGAGAGUAUACGCUGAAGUAAUUCAUGUCAAAAACGAGUACAUAUCUUUGAGAUCGGAGAAUGAGUUCCCGAAAUGCGGUUUCUACAGGAAUCCCCAAGAGACAGCAAGUUUUUUGAGGGAUUUUUACACAGAGGCAAAAAUUCCUCCCCAAGCUGUCGAUUAUGUAGAAGCAUAUGGAAUUGGUAAUCCAGAAUCAGAUAAAUCUGAAUUGGAAGCAUUGGAUGAGGUAUUUUGUAGCCACAGGUCCGAUCCUCUGUACGUAGGCAGUGUGAUGUCCAAUGUUGGUUUCACCGUAGCAGCUAGUGGCAUUACAUCAAUUACAAAAGUUCUUCUUGGUUACCACACUCGCUUGCUUGCUGGUAAUUUGCAUUAUAAUAAGCCGCGCCAAGACAUACCUGCUAUAAAAAAUGGGAAAAUUCGUAUUUUAGACGACCACCAUUCAUUUAAUGGAAAUUAUGCAGCUGUCAAUGCCUUUUCUGCAACUGGUGUCAAUGCCCAUGUUUUACUGAAGGAUUUUCGUAAACAAAAGGAUUUUACUAAAUACAAAUCCAGUAUACCACAUCUGGUGACUGUAUCUGGGAGACAAGACUCUUCAGUAAAAAAAGUACUGGAUGAUUUAAAAUCAAGACCUAUAGAUCCCGAAGAACUAUCACUGCUACACAACAUACAUUCGGUGGCAACUCCUGGGCAUUUGAGUAGAGGCUACACAAUUCUUGAUACAAAUGAUACCAAAACAAUAACUUUAGGCGAAGAAGUGAACUACUUCGAUAGUGCCAAACGUCCUUUAUGGUUUGUCUACAGCGGGAUGGGUUCUCAGUGGCCGGGAAUGGGGGCGGAACUGAUGGAAAUUCCUAUAUUUUCCGCAGCAAUCGAACGCUGUCGAAAAGCUCUCGAACCUAAAGGAAUAGACAUAGUGCAUAUUAUAACAUCAACAGAGCCUGGCAUUUUCAAUAAUAUCCUAAAUGCAUUUGUGGGUAUCGCAGCCAUACAAAUUGGAUUAACUGAUAUAUUGCGUUCAUUGGGCUUGAUUCCUGAUAAUAUAAUAGGACACAGUGUUGGGGAGCUCGGUUGCGCGUAUGCAGAUGGAUGUCUAACAGCAGAGGAAAUGAUUCUGGCAGCGUAUUCUCGUGGCCAAGCAUCUAUCGAGACUAAUCUCAUUAAUGGGUCUAUGGCUGCUAUUGGAAUGGGAUACAGACAGAUCCUACCCAUAUGUCCUCCGGAAAUAGAUGUGGCAUGUCACAACGGACCUGAUUCCAGUACUAUAUCUGGUCCAAAAGAUGCAAUUACUCAGUUUGUAGCUGAACUGACCACUAAAGGGAUAUUUGCUAAAACUGUUCCUUCUGCAAAUAUUGCGUAUCAUUCUCGUUACAUUGCUGACGCCGGUCAAAAUCUAUUAAAAUUACUAAAGGCUGUGAUUAAAAACCCGCGUCCAAGAAGUAAUCGUUGGAUAUCUACUUCUGUUCCUCGAGACAAUUGGAAUGAUCCAGUGGCCAAAUACUGCUCUGCUGAAUAUCAGACUAAUAAUUUGUUGAGUCCAGUUCUAUUCGAGGAAACAUCUCAAUUAAUUCCAAACGAUGCCAUUGUCAUAGAGAUAGCUCCGCGUGGACUACUGCAGGCCAUACUUAAACGUUCUUUGCCAUCAAACUGCUUUAACAUUUCUUUAACUAAGAGUGGAUCCGGCAAUAUAUUACAUUUUCUCCAUACGAUUGGAAAGUUAUACAUGGAAGGAUGUUUGCCUGAUAUCAAAGCUUUGUACCCAAAAGUAGACUUUCCAGUAUCAACCGGGACUCCCAUGUUAUCACAUUUAGUAGAGUGGAUGCACGUAGAAGAAUGGUACGUUCCGAAACCACUAAAUACUGAGAAUAUAUGUAGUGCAAUCUGCGAAUAUUUUAUAUCUGUACAUGAUGAAGAACAUAAGUAUUUAAGUGGAAAUGUUUCGAAUGGAAAAAUGAUGUACCCUAUAGGCGGAAUAUUAAUGCUGGUAUGGGAUACACUUUCUAUGUCAAUGUCUUUGCCUAAGAGGAAAAUAUCGGUUAGAUUUCUCGAUUUAUUUAUCGAUGUUCAACCAGCACUUUACGAAGAAAAAAUAUUAAAAUUGCGCGUCGCGAUCAAUAAGGGCGAUGGACAAUUUGAGGUUACAAAUGAUGGAUCCAAAGUUGCAAGUGGAAUUGUUUUACUGGUUAGCAAAAAUAUAUUCGGAAAAGAAACUCAUACAACUGACACUCCAAUGACCUUGAACACGAAUGACUUCUAUCAACUACUACAAGAAAAAGGAUACUCUUACAGCGAAGAUUUCCGUCUGAUAAAGAGUGUUAACUUGUCUUUAUCAGAAGCCAUGAUAGAAUGGCGCGAUAACUGGGUGACGUUGAUUGAGAAUAUGCUGCAGCUUGUUAUCCUGAAUCAGAACUAUGAUGGUGUUUUACAACCAACUCAGAUUAAUAGAAUUGUUAUCGAUACCAUUGAAUCUUCAAAUCAAACUUUUACAAAGCAUGGAAAAUGUAUGUUAAAAGUAAAUUUUUCAAACAUCUGCGGUUUGAUACAAGGUCCAGGCGUAUAUAUUAAGGAUAUUCAAUUCCGUGAAACUUCUCGAACUCCAUAUCCCAUUAGUCUGUUAGUUCCGUCGAGUGAAGAAAAAGGAAAAUUGAUUAACUUCAAAAGUGUGACUAGCUCAUACACAAAUGCGAUGCUCCAAAGCGCGGAAACUGGGAACGUUAAUUCCUUGCACUGGGCUGAAGUUUCUGAACCAAGUGGAUCUGGAGUACUUGUUAAGGUACAUUACGCAAGUCUUUCAAAUUACGACGGUAAGAAGGCCUCAGGAACAGUACCGCAUCGAGCCAGCGAGAACUAUUAUGGAAUAGACUUCAGUGGGAUAGCCGAAAGCGGAAGUCGUGUGAUGGGUAUAGUUCAUCGUGGUGCUUGUCGAAAUUAUGUUCGAGCUCACCCCGAUCUUUUGUGGCCAGUCCCUGAUCACUGGAGCCUCGAAGACGCUGCCACAGUUCCUUUAGCUUACGCGUAUGCUUUUUAUUGUCUAGCAAUCAAAGCUAAGCUGUGCGCCGGUAUGAAAAUACUUAUACACGAAGGAGCUGGAGCACUCGGCCAGGCUGUCAUUGCCAUCGCUCUGGCACACAAAUGCCAAGUAUUCACUACAGUAGGGGAUUUAAGAACGAAAAGGUUCUUGAAGAAACUAUUCCCAGAAUUGAAAGAGGAACAUAUUGGAAAUUCUAGAGACAUCACUUUCGGGGACAUGGUUCUAACAGCGACAAAUGGGAAAGGUUGCGAUAUUAUAAUAAGCAAUGUCGAAACAUCACUCAAAAACGUUUCACUUCAAUGCGGUAAUUAUCAGAGCGUUAUUUUUGAUACGGAACAAAUUGAGAAACGCGAGAAUUUCGAAUUGCGUAUGAACAGUCUGAUUAAUGACAGAUCCUAUGUAACUACUAAGUUCGAGUCAAUUUUUGAAUUUUGGAAUUCUGAAGAAAUCAAAAAUUUACAAAUACUUAUGAAUGAAGGCAUCUCCAGUGGCUACGUUCGUCCAUUAGCUAGAGUGUCAUACUCUUCAAAGGAAGCUCCUCGUGCUUUUCGACUCUUAUGCAAGAAUUGGCAUCGAGGACAUAUAUUAUUGAGACUCACAGAACAAAUGCUGCCAGCUCAACCAAGGAUCAGCUGUAGAUCCGAAUGCAGUCAGUUAAUCAUCUGCAGCGAAGAAGAUUUCGGUAUUCAGUUAGCGAACAGACUUGUCAGUAGAGGUGCUACAAAAAUACACAUUUGUAGUCCGAAAGUCUCAUGGUAUCUCCAACAUAAAACAGACAAUUUAAAAUCUAUUGGUGUCAAUGUGGUCGUAUCUACGAACAUAAUAAAGGAUUCUUACGAUACUACAUUUCUUUUAAAAAAAACUAUAGCUAUGGGACCAUUAGAGGGCAUUUAUGUGGCAAACUUUAGAAAUGACGACGAAACAUUAAACAUCCUGCAAGACAUUGGUAAUAUGUCCAAAGAUUUAUUUCCAUCAUUAAGGUACUUUGCAGUGAUUACCAACAAUGUAAAAGUUCUAGAGAAAACGUGUAUUUCUGGAGUAAACGAUAAUUCAAUUAUUUCUCUAAUCGAAACUCGAAGGCCGCAAGUAAAUGAGAAUGAAAAAGACGCCAUCUUAUUAGACAAGGGAGCUUGGAACUUAUCCACAUUGAACGCUUUAGAGACCGGACUUCGCUGCAAGGUCCCAUUGUUGGUCGCCCAAGGAAACACUUACACAUCACCGCUGUAUCAACAACUUGCAGCUUCUGCUGAUAUUCCAUCUUUAGAAGAUGCAAACGACGUCACUACUCUACGAGAAUUGUCUGUUGGAAGCGAAAACAUUAAAAUAGUUAAAGAAUUUCUACGUCAAAAAUACCAUAAGUGCUUUUUGGAACAGGAAAUUUUGGAGUUAAACAAGCAGAAGCUUGAAGAGUUGGAUUCUCUUCAAAACGGCUUCGAGAAGAAAGAAGGCUUAGCUGUUUACUUGUCUCACAUAGCUAAAGAUGAACUCAAUUCCAAUGCCCUCGUGUACUCUUUACCCACACUUGGCAAUACGACAACGGAGAAACUGUCUGAAGCAAUUGAGUCCGAGUACUUGUGCAUAGUUCUUGGGAUCGAGAAUAAUUUCGAAAGGUUUUAUGGUAUUUGCGAGAGACUUAAGCUGCCCGCGCUAGUGCUGCAGCCACGUCUGGAUAGAACAAGCGAUACUAUACAGCAAACCGCCGAAAAAUGCUCAAAGUUGAUAACAGAGCAAAUUGGUGUCAGAAAAAGUUUUUACUUGCUCGCAUCCGAUAUCGGUAUUUUAAUUGCCAUGGAGUUAGCUGCAAUAUUUGAGAGUAAUGGUAUUUUAGGCACAGUCUUCUGUCUCGGUAGUGCACCAGAAGAUGUCAAGCCAAUAAUUGAACGUGAACUAGCCGCCUUCAAAACCGAAGACCAACUGCAGCUUGAGAUUUUAAAGCACAUUUUUAAGCUACUCACCGCUAAUGAUCCAUCAAUUUUAGAGAAAGCUUUGCCUCCUUUGUCCUCAUGGAAUGAAAAGAUAGAGGGUUGCAUUAAAAUGAUGACUGGUCAUAUAGCACAGACAAAGCAAUAUGUGAAAGCUUUGAUACAAUCUGUCUAUGCGAAAAUUCUUAGCAUCAAGCAGUAUGAUUCUUCAACUCUGCCAAUAUUGAAGUCUCGAGUCAUCAUACUCCGCUCUCCGGAUUGCUCCAUUACUUCAUCCCCAUCAUCAUAUUCUAUUGAAGAUUUAUCAGCACCUCUUAGCGACGCUGCAACAGAUACGCGAUGUGCAGCCAUUAUCAACAAAAAUCUGUCGAGUGAAAUAUUAGAAGAGUUUGAUAAGAAAAACCUCUGCGACACAUUUUUGAUAAGCUUUGAUGAGAAAUAUACAAAAGUUAAUUCUAGAGUAAUAUGAUUUACUUUUCAAUGUUUCGUUGUUCUCUGGUUAUAGCAUAAGAAUUGGAAAUGGCAAUAAGGCGAUGAGAAUAUAGUCGAGAAUGUUAUUGUAUUGAAAGGGUUAUAAAUCAGACACUAAUACUGUUAUACAAAAACUUAUUGUAUCCAAAACCUGAUCUUUGUAUUUUUGUUAUUAUAAAAGUAAUAAAUGGCUUGAUUAUAAA